UGUCUCUGCUGUUUUCACCCAGCUGCUGUGAUUCGGAGCUGCUCAGUCAUUCUCUGACUGAAAACAUUAAAGCUGCUGCCUUCGUUUUCUACACGUUAUCCUCCGAGCGGCGACGAGGACACAGCGGAAGUAACCGAGGUAGAGACGUCCACACGUGUGUUGUGUGUCCGUAAAGAUCCCUGGUGUGCACCGGGCUGUAUGAGAGUCAGGCAUCAUGGAUUUGCAAGGAUAAAGGUCGAGCACUGAGUGGCUCCACCAUCACACUGGUGAUAAUUGAGAAACAUCAGCUGCUCCUGAAAGUUGUGGAUCUAAAGUGGCUGGACAAAAAAUAUUCCAUCUGCACACGAGGGAUCAUUCGUCCCUUCACUCAGACGUUCUGAUCCACUUCACUUCCCCUUGGAUUCAGACAGUUGAAAACUGAUCUUCAGGUUUUAGUGAGGCUUCACACGCCGAGCCGCAGCCCAUCAAGUCAUGGCGAUCAACGCUGACAUGGAGGACUGGGGUGGCAUUGGGAGCAGCGACUCUGGAGAACGGGCGUGGCUCCUGCAGAGCCCCAGCGUGGACUCCGUGCAGCACCUUGAGACGGACAGGAGGGGGAGUAGUGGGGUGUCGUCUCUGGCAGCAGUCUUCAUUGUGGUGAAUGCGGCGCUGGGGGCGGGUCUGCUCAACUUCCCCGCAGCUUUCAAUAUGGCUGGAGGAGUAACUGCAGGAGUGAUGCUUCAAAUGUUUAUGCUGAUCUUCAUUAUCACUGGACUGGUGAUUCUCGGCUACUGUUCCAAGGUCAGUAAUGAAGGCACCUAUCAGGAGGUUGUUCGAGCCACGUGUGGGAAAGUCACAGGAGUCGUAUGUGAGGUGGCCAUCGCCAUCUACACCUUCGGCACUUGCAUCGCUUUCUUUAUUGUCAUAGGGGACCAGCUGGAUCGCUUGAUAGCAGUUGUGGCUCAUGACGCAGACAACACUGGUGGCUUCUGGUACACUGACCGCAAAUUCACCAUUGUUGUCACUGCAGUCUUGGUUAUUCUUCCUCUCUCCAUUCCCAAAGAGAUUGGAUUUCAGAAAUACGCCAGUGCACUGAGUGUGAUGGGAACAUGGUAUGUUACCAUUGUGGUCAUUAUAAAGUACAUCUGGCCAGAUAAAGAGGUGACUCCGGGAUAUGUUCCCACCAGCGCUGCCUCCUGGACAGCGGUUUUCAAUGCAAUGCCCACCAUAUGCUUUGGUUUCCAGUGCCAUGUCAGCUGUGUGCCGGUGUUCAACAGCAUGAGCAAGAAGGAUCUCAAACCUUGGGGACUUGUGGUCACACUCGGCAUGAUAAUCUGCCUCUUUGUUUACACAGGAACAGGCGUCUGUGGCUUCCUGACGUUUGGCUCCAAUGUCAGUCAGGAUGUGUUGAUGUCGUAUCCUCCUGAUGAUAUUGCUGUGGCCAUUGCAAGAGGUUUUAUUGUUAUCUGUGUGAUCACAUCCUAUCCCAUUCUACACUUCUGUGGCAGGGCCGUUAUCGAAGGGCUUUGGCUGCGUUUCCAAGGCGAGCAGGUGGAAGUGUGCGUGCGACGCGAGCAGAAGAGGAGGAUCCUGCAGACCCUGGUGUGGUUCGUCAUCACCCUCGUCCUCGCCCUCUUCAUCCCAGAUAUUGGUCGGGUGAUCUCUCUGAUUGGAGGACUGGCAGCCUGUUUUAUCUUCGUCUUUCCGGGUUUGUGUUUGAUGCAAGCCAAACUAUCAGAGACAGACCGCCGCACUGCCAGCUGGCAUGGAUUAGUCAUCUUUGGUGUUGUCAUGGUUGUAAUUGGCACCUUCAUCUUUGGCCUCACCACAACCAACUCCAUCUAUCAAGACGUCGUCAGCUAAGAGGAGUGUUCUUCGUCGUUGAAUGAGGGGAGUGAUUAGUCCUGUGCUGCUAAUAUGACCAACUGGAUAAGACGGAGAAGCAUCUCAUAACACUCAUUUAAACAAAAUCAAUACCACUGCAGCAUGUGACAUCCCUGCGCCACACAGAGCUCUGCGCUCAGUCAGGGAGCAGUCGAACACACCAUACAAUGCCGAGUGACUUCAGACACUUUGCCUUUUUAAUUUCUCUUUUAUUUAAAUUGCAUGUUUUAUUCUUUUUAUGGUGCUUUUAAGUUGCAGUGAAAUGGUGUAGUCAUUCCACAGGCUUUCCUCGGCUCUGGAGCCUGCAUGGGUGACACAUUCCUGUUUACAAGAGCUGGAGGAAUUUGUAUAGAUUUUCUUUUUUUUUUUCUUUAGAUAACAUUGUUUUUGUAUUGUAACUCUAAAUCGUAUCUUUCUUAUCAUUGAGAAUUGACAGGCGCUGGUUCCCACGUCUACACUUUGUCUCUGCUGAUAAUUGACCCACUUCUCAAGACGUUUGUCUCUUUUUCCAAUGACAAAUUGAACCGAGUGAUGGGUUUGCACACACUAGGACACAACAUGGUUAUUGAGUGUUGUGUUAACUGCAGGGCUGAUUGAUUUGUUUACUUCCAGUUUUCAGGUUUUUAUACUACAUGUAUUACACUUUAGAAUAGAUGCAGGGAGUCAUUUUUCUUGGUUUCAUAAUUAGCUAUGAGGUUAAAUCAUGUUGGUUAAGUUUGUACAAAGCUGCGAUCAUGAAGCCAAACAGGCCUCAAAAACCGGGUUGGUUACAAUGUGUGAAACAGCAAAGUGUCAAACAGGCUGAAAAGCACAUGGGGCCAUCCACUUUGCACAGAUCUGCAGGGUGAGCAAGACGAGCAGCACGUCUUCCGACGGGAUGUGAAAUCUCAAGUCUCUUCAGGGUGCAGGUUCCUGAUAGAGCAGGGUUUUUAAAUGACUCCGUAACCGACGGGUUUCAGUCGGCACUUGUACACGCUGCAACUGACAGAGUUCAGGAGAAGACACGUAGUUGAAUGUUGAGCAGGAGGUAUAACAUCGCUCAAGAAUGAUUUUUUUUUUUUUGCUAAAACCAAAGUGUGAACUUUAUGUUGUUUGAUGCUCCUCAUCUAUUCAACACUAACAAUGUUAUCUGGUAAGAUGUAGUAAAUUAUUUCAUGAAAUUACUGUUUCAAUCAAGUUGCAAAUGAAUUAUAAGUAUAUUUAACCUGAACAAUCAAAGCUAAACUGACUAAUCCUGGUUUUACAUUUAUUUCAUUAACUUCAGGAAUUCUGUUUGAUCCAUAAUGUAAGACUGAGCCUUGUUUUUACCAGGUUUCAGUCAACUCAGCAAUAAGGUGUUUUACCUUUUUAGAUGAGGGGCAAAUGGUAAAAGGGAUUUCUUUGUUUGGGUCCUGGUGGAUUAAUACAACUUAUUUAUAGAGGGAAAGAAGCUGCAGUGUAAACAUUAAUGCUGUGUGGGACCCGACACUGUUCAUAGCGUCUGUUUUAUUACAAUUUCUUUUAAGGUUUUAAAUAGUUUUCAACCAUUUGAGAUUUGUUUUCUUUCUUACUCUUUUGGUGAAUUUCCAAUUUGUCAUUGAUUUUCAGGCUGGUAAAAUGUUCAACUCUUUUCUGAGGCUUUGUAUUAAUCAAAUCAUGUGUCCCUGCUGUCUUACACAGAACUACGACUCUGCAAAUAUGUCAGUAUUAGGAAAAUAUUUUAAGAACCUACUUAUGAUGCUCCAAUAAAUUCCAUUCAAAGCAUGUGAAUGAAUCUGACAAUCCAUGUGUUCAAAAAUAACAUUUAAUAAAAAGACAAAUAAAAAGUUACAGCGUU
Messenger RNA from Hippoglossus stenolepis (Pacific halibut), 3679 nucleotides. RefSeq names its product solute carrier family 38 member 7 (gene slc38a7). Gene Ontology annotation, biological process: amino acid transmembrane transport. Bases 472 to 1842 code for a protein of 456 amino acids. Gene Ontology annotation, molecular function: L-methionine transmembrane transporter activity; L-serine transmembrane transporter activity; L-alanine transmembrane transporter activity. NCBI's taxonomy places the organism in Eukaryota, Metazoa, Chordata, Actinopteri, Pleuronectiformes, Pleuronectidae. The record is from RefSeq and is a predicted model, not a curated record. The transcript has 13 exons.